AUGAUGGAGGAUCUGGUGGGACUCCGUGAGGGGGCCUCGGGGAAUCCUGUGGCCUUGCAGGAGCUGUGGGGUCCCUGCCCCAGGGCCCAGCGCCAAAUCCGAGGCCUCCUGGAGAGAACAAAGAGACAGCUCUUCCGGGUGGGCGAAGACUGGUAUUUCUUGGCUGGCCUAGGGGUGCUCAUGGCUAUCAUCAGCUUCGCCAUGAACUUUGCUGUCUCCAGGGUUGUCCAUGCACACAUGUGGCUGUAUCGAGAAAUCGGAGACAACCAUCUUCUCCGCUACCUCUCUUGGACUGUGUAUCCUAUAGCCUUGGUCUCCUUUUCCACCGGCUUUUCCCAGAGCAUCACCCCUUUUUCUGGAGGCUCUGGAAUCUCGGAAUUGAAGGUCAUUUUAUCUGGGGUGGUCCUGGAAGAUUACUUGGACAUCAAGAACUUUGGGGCUAAAGUGGUGGGCCUCACUUGCACCCUGGCAUCUGGUAGCACCAUCUUUCUUGGCAAAGUGGGCCCCUUCACACAUAUUUGCGGCAUGAUUGCUGCCUACAUGGGCAAGGUGCGCAUUUCAGCCCUCGGAGAGUAUGAGAACAAGAUCAAGCAGAAUGAGCUGUUGGUGGCGGCAGCAGCAGUGGGUGUGGCCACUGUCUUCGGGGCACCCUUCAGUGGGGUCCUGUUCAGCAUCGAGGUCAUGUCCUCCCACUUUGCUGUAUGGGAUUACUGGAGAGGCUUCUUCUCGGCAGUCUGCGGGGCCUUCAUGUUCCGGCUCCUGGCUGUUUUCAACAGUGAGCAAGACACCAUCACCUCCCUCUUCAAGACUAGCUUCCGAGUAGAUAUACCCUUCGACCUACCAGAAAUCUUCUUCUUUGUACUGCUUGGCUUUGUCUGCGGGAUCAUGAGCUGUGCCUACCUCUUUGGCCAUCGCCGAUUUGCAAUGUUUAUUCGGACAAACUGGAUAACCAAGAAACUGCUUGCAACAGACAAGGCGCUGUAUGCAGCCUUGGUGGCGCUGAUUCUGGCCUCCAUCACCUACCCACCCAGCCUGGGAAGAUUCAUGGCCUCCAGGUUGUCUAUGAAUAUGUACCUGGAUUCACUGUUUGACAACCAAUCCUGGGCUCUGCUAUCCCGGAAUUCCUCCCCCGAAUGGCCACCAGAAGUGGACCCCAACAACCUGUGGUUUGAGUGGUACCAUCCCCAGUUUACCAUCUUCGGCACGCUCUCCUUCUUCCUGGUCAUGAAGUUUUGGAUGCUGAUUCUUGCCACCACAAUACCCAUGCCAGCUGGGUACUUCAUGCCUGUAUUUAUCUACGGGGCUGCCAUUGGAAGAAUUUUUGGUGAGAUCCUGGCUGUGAUCUUCCCAGAGGGCAUCAAGACGGAUGAUGGGGUCAUAAAUACCAUCAUCCCUGGUGCCUAUGCCCUGGCAGGAGCUGCUGCCUUCUCGGGAGCAGUGACUCACACCAUCUCCACGGCCCUCCUGGUCUUUGAGCUGACUGGCCAGUUUGUGCAUGUGCUGCCCGUACUGAUGUCUGUGCUUGCAGCUAAUGUUGUGUGUCAGAACUGCCAGCCCUCCUUCUACGACAAUGGGAUCAUCUUGAAGAAGCUGCCCUACCUGCCCCGGGUCCUAGGCCGCAAGCUCGACUCCCACCGGGUGACUGCAGAACUUUUCAUGAACCCAGACAUCACCACCCUGGCCAAAGAUUCCUUCUUGGAUGAGGUGGUCAAAACGAUGACCUCCACUGAGGCUGCCGAAUACCCAGUGGUGGAGAGUGAAGAAUCCCAGCUAUUGGUGGGAAUAAUACGUAGGUCCCAGCUAUUGCCAUUCCUCCAGGCAGAGUCAACCAUCCAGGCACCUGGGCACCAGAGGCGUCUCCAUGAGGUCCUGGCCGGGGGCUGCCCUGUGGAGCCCGUGACGCUACAGUUGUCACCCCAGACUUCCCUACACCAGGUCCACAACCUCUUUGAACUCUUGAAAAUUCAGAGGAUAUUGGUGACAUCGAUGGGUCGAGUGGUGGGCUUCAUCUCCUGGGUGGAGCUGAAGAAGGCCAUUGCUGACCUGGCAAACCCCCCACCUCCUAAAUAAAGUGACCAGGUGGAGGUGGAGGUUGUGGAGUCCACCAGCCCCAUCCAGUUGGCUUGACCAAGAAACCAGGCUGCUGCUAUCUCUCCCUUGUUGUUUGUGUUACUAAUGACCCUUGGAUUCAUGGCAUCCUUAUUGCACUGACACUGCCCCCACCCCUAAGCCCACUCCCUUCUCCACUGGGUCAGAG
Molecule: messenger RNA, 2257 nt
Organism: Dromiciops gliroides (monito del monte)
Lineage: Eukaryota; Metazoa; Chordata; Mammalia; Microbiotheria; Microbiotheriidae
Product: chloride channel protein ClC-Ka-like
Exons: 19
Coding region: 1-2070 (689 amino acids)
Biological process (GO): transmembrane transport; chloride transport
Cellular component (GO): membrane
Molecular function (GO): voltage-gated chloride channel activity
Source: RefSeq, a predicted model, not a curated record